AAAAGUGGGCGGAAGUGCCGGCCCUUUAUUUCAAAAACGGAGUGAUGUCAAACAACAGCGGCAGACUCUCUGACAAAGUCAGCUGUCUUCUAACCAGCUCAUUCAACGCCCAUAAACCGGUCGAAGAGGAUAACUCGAUGCCCGCGACGUAGCCUAACCAUUCUGCAGAGGUCGUUCGGAGGCUUGAAAUGACAACAUCUGCGAAUGUCAUGAACGCAUCGCAGUUCUCCAGCCCAUUGCACCUGCAUAUAGUUAAUAUCAGAGGACUCAUGAAAGGAAAGUUUGGCUCUCAGAUACGAGCAUUUUUCAUGUGACUACCACGGAUCUGUUUGAAUGUGAGAUCGUAUCUGGACCAAGACCGCAGGAGAGCUGCAUGUCAUUCAUGGACACGGGGAGGAACUUCGCGCAUUGAUCAUAUAAAAGAGGAUGUUUGCUUUUUUUAUUCCAUAUAAUUCUUGAUUGUGCGUAUAUUUGAUACGAGAUGGCAUGGCAUCCCUGUUUUCUCCGCUGGUUCCGAUGGCUUCGGUAGGACGAUAUUAAUGUGGGUGGACCUUGGCGCAUCUCCAACGGAUAUUUUUUAGGGGGGCUGGAGGAUCGGGCUAUUUACUACAGCUUUGUAGUACUUUUUACAUCUAAACCAGCGGACAUUUUUUUUAAACGCAAGCAUCAGAGAUAUUCUACAUCCUUUGUCAGUAUAUAAUGGCCGAGGACACAGCUAUAGAUAGGCUGAGCACUGCAGCUGCGAUUGGAGAUCUGAAAGAAAUUGAGCAGACACUGCAAAGCAACGUGAACGUUAAUGAGAAGAACAAGUACGGCAGGACACCAUUGCAGGUGAUGAAACUUGGCUGUCCGUGCAUAGCGGAGGCGCUGCUUCGAGCGGGCGCCGAUCCAAACGCGCGCGACCCCAUCCUGCGACUGACCGUCAGUCACGAUGCCGCGCGAGACGGAUAUCUGGACACUCUACGGGUGCUCGCGCAGAACGGUGCUGAUGUCAAUCUCCCUGACAACGACGGCAACCUGCCUCUGCAUCUGGCGGCGCGGGAGGGACACCUGGCUGUUGUGCAGUAUCUCGUAUCUGACUGCAGCACGCCGCCUUCUGUGCCUAACGCAAAAGGCUACACGCCUCGUGACCUGGCGCUCAUGCACAAAAAACACAGAACUGUGGAGUGGCUGGAGAACAUUGCGCCUUCACAAUCCAGCUAGAGAUUAUGACUAUGGGCCUGUGUGUUUUGUUGUGUAACAGAGGUAGCAGACAAACGCUGAAUGAGCGAUUUAUUGCAUUGCAGACAUUUCAGCCAACUACCUCUCAUUGCAUUGUAAAAUAUUGGGCUCAGGGGCGUGUCUGUUUGUGAAGAACAAUUAACAUUUCAGUUGACAUUGCAUGUUAUUCACAUUGCCCCCAAUUUCAACUGGCUAAGUGGAUUACAUUUUAUUAUUUUUUUAAUAAGAUAUUUUUCAGGUCAUCUAAGUCUCCAUUUUAGUUUUGUAUUGAUAAUUUUAAUUUCUUUCACUAACUUCCAGGCAGGUCACGCCUGUCCUAUAUGUCCUGUUUUAUAACAAGAAAAAAAGAUAACCUAAAUUAAUUGAUGUGCUUAAAGAAACCAAUCUCCCCUUUUAUUAAAGUAAUUGCACUAUAAUGGUCAAAAUCCACUUAACCCCUGACUGCUCUGUUUUUGUUGUGUUUAUAGUUUUAUGACAUUGAACUUGCACUUUUGCUUGUAAUUAAUGCCUUUUAACUGUUGAUUUACUGUGAAAGCUUAUGUUUUGUCGCAUUGAAAAAAUUAAAACCUUGCAAAAUAACCAAAGACAGCUGUUAAACGGUUUCGUGACGUUGUGUGUUUAACUCUGGCCUCG
Messenger RNA from Sinocyclocheilus rhinocerous, 1854 nucleotides. RefSeq names its product cyclin-dependent kinase 4 inhibitor C-like. The record is from RefSeq and is a predicted model, not a curated record. The transcript has 3 exons. Gene Ontology annotation, biological process: negative regulation of cell population proliferation; regulation of G1/S transition of mitotic cell cycle; regulation of cyclin-dependent protein serine/threonine kinase activity. Gene Ontology annotation, cellular component: nucleus; cytoplasm. Gene Ontology annotation, molecular function: cyclin-dependent protein serine/threonine kinase inhibitor activity; protein kinase binding. NCBI's taxonomy places the organism in Eukaryota, Metazoa, Chordata, Actinopteri, Cypriniformes, Cyprinidae. The coding region runs from base 700 to 1203 and encodes 167 amino acids.